Messenger RNA from Necator americanus (New World hookworm), 396 nucleotides. RefSeq lists its product as uncharacterized. Lineage: Eukaryota; Metazoa; Nematoda; Chromadorea; Rhabditida; Ancylostomatidae. The coding region runs from base 1 to 396 and encodes 131 amino acids. The record is from RefSeq and is a predicted model, not a curated record. The transcript has a single exon.
AUGCACGACUCGCCAUGGAGACUCGCCAACACGAGAAAAGUGUCUACACAUGCUGAACUGCACGCUCUUCUCACAGGUGCAGAGGGUAUCAAAUUCUACGUGACUGCUCUGCAGGAGACCAAGAACAGAAGUAGCGACGUACGACAGAUGAAUGCCGGUGCACUCGUCAUUCAUGGAGAGAUGGUUACGUCGCGAAAUGUGAGCGGCGUUGGUUUUGUCGUGCACCCAUUUGUCAUCCAUCCUGUCGAUUCUCACGAGAUCCCGUCAUCUCGUCUGGCCAUUCUUAGCCUCCGCCAUUUGCGUCAAAACCCCAUCAGCAUCAUCAACUGCUACUUAACAGCAUCAGCAGCUGAUGAACUCGAACUGGACGCGUUUAUGAGGAGCUGGAGGGUGUGA